AUGCCGAGGGGGGUGAAGCGAGGGCAGGCGGAGGGCGAAGCUGAGGUGGUGGUACGCGUCGGGGCGUCUCCGUCGCAGACCACGCUCCUGGAUGACAGCCCGAGCCAGCCUAUCAGCUAUCACCUGCUAGAUCAUGGAUAUGGAGCCACGCCACAGCAUCAGAUACGGCGGGAGGCGCCCUCCGCACCGCCGAAGACUUCAGAAACGGUGAAACGGAGACUCAACCUUAGCGAAAGCAGUUCAGGAAGUCAGGGGCAUGUGGUGCCCAUGAAGGCGGACUUCAAGACACCCAAACAGAAACGAGUGAAGGUCCUCACGCCGUAUAGUCGCCCGUCCAGUUCUAUGAAAAAAUACACAGAACGCUCCAGGUUUGACACAUCAUUAGGUUUAUUAACAAAAAAGUUCGUAGCUCUGCUCAAGUCAUCGCCUAACGGAGUUUUAGAUCUGAACGUUGCGGCGGAAUACCUCUCAGUACAAAAACGUCGUAUCUACGAUAUAACAAAUGUGCUCGAGGGCAUUGGGAUUUUAGAAAAAAGAUCGAAAAACAAUAUACAAUGGAAAUGCGGUAUAGGCGCAGAAGGGUUAGGCGAAGAAAACCGCGUGCGUCGAUUGCGACGGCAAGUCGACGCUCUAGGUGUGAGAGAAGCGCGGGUGUGUCGAGCGUUGGCAGUGGCCGACCACGCCCUCAACCGUCUAUCGGAGGAGCAUGGCCAAAGGGCGUAUAUAACGUACGCGGACCUCCGCUCUAUACGCGAGUUUAAGAACCAAACCGUCAUACCUAUCAAGGCGCCGGCGGAUAGCAAGCUUAAUGUCCCUCAUCCGGAUGAGGAGAAUGGCUACUCCAUCCACCUGAAGUCCUAUUCUGGAGAGAUUGAGGUGUACCUCUGUUCCAAGGAGCGGUCUUCAUCGUCAUCCCCGGUAAUACUACCUGCGGACCCGUUACUGGAGGAUAACAAGGCGUUACUCGCGCCCCUCGUCGCCCAAAUGCAGGCGAUGCCUUCAAGCUCUAUAAGCGCUAGUUUUACAACUCCAAUUAAGCGUGAGCCGGACAGCGACGAUGAUCAGGCGUGCAUGUCCCGCAGCCUUCCCGUACAAUCGCCUUGCGUCACGGAUCCCACUCUCCCAUUGCAUUCGAGGGCGUAUACGACGACUGUCGAUCUGCCUGCUGAUCAUUCCGGAGCCCGAGGCAGACUGCGAAACGCUUUGAUCUCAGACAGCGACUUCGCUCCUAUGUUAGGUGGAGGACGGCAAUUGCUUCACAAUGAAGAGACGGAGCCGAUGGAGUUGGAGCCAUUCCUGGCCUUGGAGCCGCCGAUGUCGGCGACAGACUACGGCUUCUGUCUCGAUAACGACGAAGGUCUCUCGGAGCUGUUCGACUUUGAAUUCUAG
This is a messenger RNA of Pieris macdunnoughi, 1389 nucleotides long. The record is from the annotation of a GenBank genome assembly. NCBI's taxonomy places the organism in Eukaryota, Metazoa, Arthropoda, Insecta, Lepidoptera, Pieridae.